Artibeus jamaicensis (Jamaican fruit-eating bat) is the source of this 5728-nucleotide messenger RNA. It is a transcript of the gene VRTN, whose product is annotated as vertebrae development associated. Gene Ontology annotation, biological process: regulation of transcription by RNA polymerase II. Gene Ontology annotation, molecular function: sequence-specific DNA binding. Lineage: Eukaryota; Metazoa; Chordata; Mammalia; Chiroptera; Phyllostomidae. The transcript is spliced from 2 exons. Bases 543 to 2681 code for a protein of 712 amino acids. Gene Ontology annotation, cellular component: chromatin. The record is from RefSeq and is a predicted model, not a curated record.
AUCGCAGGCCAGUUUCUGGGCUCCACCUUUGCUCCUCCCCACCCCCUCUCCCUCUUCUCUUAGCUUGGCCAUGAAUUUUCUUUCCUUAGGUCUUUCUAUCUAAACCUUCUCUUCCCCUCCCCACCCCAAACUCGUUGGAAAUCUUUAAACACUUUCAAGUUUUUUCUGGGCAGUUUGAGGUCGAUUUCAGAGCUAAGUCAGAGCACUUUAACACCCCAGCUGGGUAGAGUGGAUGGGACAAUAGCAGCUAUCACUUUACCAUUGGAAGUGACCCCCGAAUUUGCACUUCUUUCAUCUUGGGACCCGAGCACUUGAGGGUAGGCGAUUUCCUUGGGGGGAGUGGCUUAAGCUGAUUCUCCCUCGGCCGGUUGGCUGUAGACUGGUUGGCUGUAGACGUCCUUGCUCAGUGGGCAAAUCUGAAACCAGUUCUGGAGUGAGAGUGGCUUUCAGCUGGGGACCUGCCGGCAGGGUGACUUAAAUGUCCCAAGCUGAAAGGUGGAGAGAGAAUUGGAUGCUCCCAGGGCUCUGGGUCACCCUCGAGGAUGACAUCUAGGGAGCAGCUGAUUCAGCAGGUGCUCCUGGAGCUGCAGGAGGCGGUGGAAUCCGAGGGCCUGGAGGGUCUUGUCGGUGCUGCUCUGGAGGCCAAGCAGGUCCUGUCCUCCUUCACUCUCCCCAUCUGCCGGGAGAAAGGCCCUAGCCGCCAGGUGCUGGAGGUGGACUCGGUGGCCCUGAGCCUGUACCCAGAGGAUGCUCCCCGGAACAUGCUGCCACUGGUGUGCAAGGGUGAGGGCAGCCUGCUGUUUGAGGCGGCCAGCAUGCUGCUGUGGGGGAACACAGGCCUCAGCCUGGAGCUGCGGGCCCGCACUGUGGUGGAGAUGCUGCUGCACAGACACUACUACUUGCAGGGCAUGAUCGACUCCAAGGUGAUGCUGCAGGCUGUGCGCUACUCCCUCUGCUCGGAGGAGUCCCCCGAGAUGACCAGCCUGCCGUCCGCCACGCUGGAGGCCAUCUUUGAUGCGGACGUCAAGGCCACCUGCUUCCCUAGCAGCUUCUCCAACGUGUGGCACUUGUAUGCCCUUGCCUCCAUCCUCCAGCGCAACAUCUACUCCAUCUACCCCAUGCGCAACCUCAAGAUCCGGCCCUACUUCAACCGCAUCAUCCGGCCCCGCCGCUGUGACCACAUGCCGGCCACGCUGCACAUCAUGUGGGCCGGCCAGCCCCUCACCAGCCAUCUCUUCCGCCACCAGUACUUUGCCCCUGUGGUGGGGCUGGAGGAGGUGGAAGCUGAAGAUGCUACCAGCCUGGCCCUGGCUCCCCUGGCCCCAGCUGCUCUGCCACUACCAGCCAAGACUCCGGAGCUGCUCAUCCAGGACCCUUGCCGCAGCUACUCUGAACUCUGCAAACGCUACAAUGUCACCAAGAACACCUUGUACCGCUGGCGGCGGCAGUCCCAGGAGCACCAGCAGAAGGCGGCCACCCUCUACUCGGCCAAGCAUGUCCUGCAGGAGAGUGUCCACCAUGGGGGGGUCAUGUCGCUGCAGCAGUUUCUCCAGAGGUUCCCCGAGAUCUCCCGUUCCACUUAUUAUACCUGGAAGAACGAGCUGCUGGACACUGACCCCGGCCAGCCCCUGGCCCCCAAGGAGGGGAUGGAGGACUUGGAGAAGGCGGAGAAGCCGCCGGAGGAGCAGGUUGCCAAGGGGCUGGGAUGCCCUGUGCUGGCUGAGGCAAGCCCUGCAGUGGUCCUCAUGCAGCGGGCCAAGUUGUACCUGGAGCACUGCAUCUCCCUGAACACACUGGUGCCCUAUCGCUGCUUCAAACGCAGGUUCCCCAGCAUCUCCCGGUCUACCUACUACAACUGGCGCCGGAAGGCCCUUCGGAGGAACCCCAGCUUCAAGCCCGCCCCAGCCCUCUCCAUAGCCCCGGCUCCCCAGCUGGCAUCUGUUGGGGAAGAGGCCCUGCUCCCAGAGAAGAGUGAGGAGGGAGAGGGGACAGGGAAAGCAACAGAUGGGGACCCACCCGCCCCCCGGGAGUCCGUGCCCCCGAGGAUACCCCUGUCCCGUUGGCAGAGGCGCCUGCGCAGGGCCGCCCGCAAGCAGGUGCUCCGUGGGCAUCUCCCCUUUUGUCGUUUUCGCCUCCGCUACCCCAGUCUGUCCCCCUCCACCUUUUGGGUCUGGAAGAGUCUUGCCCGGGGCUGGCCUAGAAGCCUGUCCAGACUCCAGAUUCAGGCCCCUGCCUUGGGCAAAGCUGGGAGCCAGGAGGCUGAAGAGAAGCGAGAGAAAGAAGCUGGCAAGAAUGUGAUAGUUUCUGUGGCCCCAGCAACAGGGGCCCCAAAGGUGGCAGCUUCUCCAGGAGAGGGUCCAGAGAAGGCCCAGGGAGGGUCUUCCAGAGAGAAGGUUCUGCAAGAGGGGGCCAUGGCCCAGGGAAGGCCUCCCAGUGGAUCCUGGUCCAGCCCCUCUGUGGCCAUGGCAGCAGGCAGUAGGGACAGCCAGGUGCUGGUGAUGGACAUGCUUGCCUCCACCAAGUUCAAGGCUGAUGCCAAGCUGUUUUUGCAGAAGUGCUUCCAGUCCAAGAGCUUUCCUUCCUACAAGGAGUUCAGCGCCCUCUUCCCGCUAACAGCCCGCUCCACCUACUACAUGUGGAAGCGGGCCCUGUAUGAUGGUCUCACCCUGGUUGAUGGCUGACCUGGCAAUGCAGAGGGGCUGGGAGGAUGGGGGACCAAUUCGGAGAGGGUCAGGGACCCGAGUUGCCCCCUGGCUGGGCUAGGACGCCCUUUGCUCCAGUUUGCAUGGCGUCCACCCUAAACCCAAAGGCACAUUUGUGCAGUGUCUUGGCUCCAGGGCAGGGCGAACCUGAAACCAGCCAUCCGGUCUGCUGCAGAGAGUCACAGUUGUUUGCCCUUCUUAUUUUUAUGUGUAUGGAUUUUAGUUUUUUGUUUUGAUUGAAGUGGGUUGGCUGGGCCCACUUGCGGGUACUGGAAGCUGUAUGUGUGGGGGAGGGGCCGGAGGGGAGCUGGUUAGCUAAAGCUGCUUUCCGUUUUUUUCUAGGGACAAAAGGAGUAUUAUUAUAGCAUGGCCAUCUGUCCCAUUGGGCAGAAUAUAUAUCUUCAGUUCCUUCUGGGGUUUGGCAUUCUCCUUACUCAAAUGUAUUUCCCUAAGGAGCAUAAGAAAUCAAAUGUGGAGUGGGUCAGUGGCUUCUGGUUGGCACCCGCAAAGGAAAGGCAGUCAGGCCCAGCGUGAGCAGAAGCAGGAAGUACAGGAAGAACCAAGAGCCUCUGAGGGAGGGUCCUGAGCCGCACCACCGAGGGCUGGUCUGCUCCUGGCCACUCAGUGUGGAGUGGGGGCCUGAGGGCUCUCAAGUCUCUGCUCGCUGCUUGGUCCGUCUGCAGUCCUCUGCCAGUAUGGCUUGCCCUUGGGGACGAGACCUGUCUUUCUGCCGAGUCCUCAGAGCUUGUGCCCCGUCGUCAGUGAGGCACCACACAGUGGCCAAGCAGGUGAGAGACCGAAUUUUCAUUGCCCGAGAAUGAAGCUGGAAAAGCAAAGAAAUAAAAUGAUGUGGUGCCCGUAGCCCUUGGUCUCCCGGUGUUUGUUCUGCCAGGAUAAAGCUGCCCAUUCCCACAUGCGCCUUGGAUUCCAGUGAGUGGAGAGAGACCUCUUCUCUGUCUUGCUGGAACAAUCCUAGGUCCAGGGCUUAGGGAAUGAAGGGGCUUCUUCUGGGGAUUCUAUUUAGGAUUGGACUGAAAAGUGACCUUGGGUGUUCUUCCAGCCGGCAGUGAGGCUUGGGGCUGCCUGGGAACUUGCCUCUCAUCGAUGGGAGUAAACUGGCUGAGUGUGCUCAGGAGCCAGGCUGGCACACACAGUCAAGCCUGCCACGCACCCGGGCAGGCUGGGCCCAGUCUCAGAUAAGAAAACAGCCUCAGUGUGUUCAGUUCGCAGGCUGCUCCCUCCUGAGGGGCUGAGCUCUCAGGCCAGGCCUUUGCUGUUUGGGAUGGGCCGUCACUGGGGAAGAAGUUCCCUUACAGCCUUUCUCCUCCCGUCUAGUUUUCCUGUGGUGGCUGUUAUCCUUGGUUCUAUUUUUUCACCCCCACAUCCAAUCCAUCAGCAAAUCCUGUUGCCUCUGACUCCAAAAUAUGCCGAGAACCCCCAUCCUCAUGCUGCUGCCAUCAUCUUCUCUCCUUGCCCACACCCCAGCUUCCUACCAGGCUUCCUGCUUUUUCUCUCUUGCCCCACACCACCCUUCCCCAGAGAGUGGCUUGAGAGAUCUUUAAACAAAUUCUGAUUCUGUCACUUUCCUGUCUAUAAAAUGUUGAGUGCCUUCCCUUUGCUCAGAAUUCUUCGCACUGCUGUAUAGGCCUUCAUAAUCUGGCCCUGACUCUCUCCAGCCUUCUCUUGCCCUAACCACCACGGUGGCUGCCUCUGACCUUGAACAUGCUCCACCUUAAGUGCCUUUGCAUUUGUUCCUUUGCUCUAGAAUGCUUUUCCCUGUCGUCUUUACAUGCAGGCUCCUUACCACUCAGGUCUCUGAGAGUCACUAUGCCACGAACAUUUUAUUUAGCAUCAUCUGUUGUUUUCCUGUACGUGUGACUGUUUUCUCUCCUCCCCAUUAGAACUAGGCUCCAUGAGAAGUGGGGCUUUUGCUUGACUUGCUUUCACCACUGUGUUCCCAGCAGGUUCGUUAGUUCCUGCCACGUCAUACGUGCUACAAUUUGUUCAAAGAAAGGACGGAAAUGGGGCCACUAUGAUUUCCUGCCGUUACUCUCUGAGCUGUGGUUUUAUCACACCCAACCAAUCCUGCUUUCUAAAUCUCUCUCACUGACUGCUUUUCUCCAUCCACACAGCCACCCCUUAACCUAGGCCAGCAGCUGCUGCUCUUGUCUGGUCGUGAGGGGUUUUCAGAUUGACUCUGGUCCCCCUCAAACUAUCCCAUUCAUCCUCCUGGCAGAGGCCAGAAUGUUCUAACUAAAGCAAAUCUGACUCGUUGCUGGAUUUCCCACUGCCUUCAGCACAAAAUCCAGAUUAAGCAGGCCCAGCAGCCUGGCCCUGCCUACCUACGCCUCAGGCUUAUUUUCCCCCACUGACCCCUCCCUUAUCCACACUGACUCUCCCCACUUACUUUUUCUUUCCCAUCAUGCUAAACAUGUAUUGUCAUUGCUUGUCCAUCACACACUGUGAGGUCUCCACUGAACCCCAAGCAAUGUUACCUUUUGGUCCUUUAGGACUAAUGUUACCUUAGUCCUUUACCAUUCGGUGAAGGGAUGGGUGUGAUAUGUAUUCCCACCUAGCUGGCAAGGCCACCUGUAGCCAGCAGGUGGCAAUCUGGUGCAGCAAGAGACAGUCUGGUUUCCCAGCAGUGCAGCCCUAACUAGCAGUUUCUGACCCCCUGUCAGAGGGUGGCAGCAAACCUGCUCCUGAGAUCUGCCCUGCUUGGGACUCUGGAUUUCUCUGUUCCCUUCCCUGCUCUCCGAACCAAAGCAGGUCUGAUGUUAGGAACGGUGCUUUCAAAACAGGGUCAAAAAACCACCUGGAGCCCCUGCCUGGUGGCUCGGUUGGAGUGUCCUGACGUCCUGUACACGGAAAGGUUGCCGGUUUGAUUCCCAGUUGGGGAGUGUACAGGAGGCAACCAACUGAUGUUUUACUCUUACGUUGAUGUUUCUCACUUUUCCCCUUCCUCUCUCUGUGAAAAUCAGUAAACAUAUGCUUUGACGAGUUUUAAAAAUAAGUAAAUAAAAAGC